This is a messenger RNA of Sinocyclocheilus rhinocerous, 1450 nucleotides long. It is a transcript of the gene rpl7l1, whose product is annotated as ribosomal protein L7-like 1. Gene Ontology annotation, biological process: maturation of LSU-rRNA from tricistronic rRNA transcript (SSU-rRNA, 5.8S rRNA, LSU-rRNA). The transcript is spliced from 7 exons. Lineage: Eukaryota; Metazoa; Chordata; Actinopteri; Cypriniformes; Cyprinidae. The coding region runs from base 95 to 838 and encodes 247 amino acids. The record is from RefSeq and is a predicted model, not a curated record. Gene Ontology annotation, molecular function: structural constituent of ribosome; RNA binding. Gene Ontology annotation, cellular component: cytosolic large ribosomal subunit.
GGCGGGAAUGCACCUUUAAGUUGGCUCGCCAACCGCCAUUAAAUCCUAAAAGAAGACGAAGAAGAUACGUCAUUUCCGCGCGACAGCAAACGCGAUGGCAGAAUCAGGAACCGAGAAAGUAAUCAAGCUUGUUCCUGAGAAUCUUCUCAAGAAACGCAAGGCGUACCAGGCUAUCAAAGCUACUCAAGCCAAACUUGCGUUACAGCAGAAGAGAAAAGUCCAAAAAGGAAUUCCCUUGAAGUUUAAGCGCUUGGAGGAGUUUUUGAAAAACAGCAAGAGGAGGAAUCGAGAUGAGACACGACUCGCCAGACUCAAACAGAGACCUCUGCCGCCCAUGCCCCCAGCAAAGAACAGCCUGGUGUUUGCUGUCCGCAUCAGAGAGAUCAAAGGCGUGAGCCCCAAAGUGAUGAAGGCCAUUCAGAUGCUGAGGCUGAGGAAGAUCUUUAGUGGCACCUUUGUGAAAGUCAGCAAGGCUUCUAUAAAAAUGCUUAAGACAGUGGAACCUUAUGUUGCGUGGGGAUAUCCUAACUUGAAAUCAGUCCGUGAGCUCAUAUUGAAAAGAGGUCUGGUGAGGAUUAACAAGAAAAGGAUUCCUCUGACCGACAAUACACUCAUAGAGCAGCAUCUCGGACAAUAUGGGAUCAUCUGUUUGGAGGACCUUAUUCACGAGAUCUAUUCUGCUGGAAAGAACUUCAAGGUGGUAAACAACUUUCUGUGUCCGUUCCGUUUGUCAGUACCAAGACAUGCUGCUAAAGACAAAGUUGGACUGCUGAAAGAUGUUGGUGAUCCUGGACCCAGAGCCGAAGACAUAAACACAAUCAUCAGGAAACUCAACUGAGCUAACAGACUUUCAUGGACUGCUGUUUUGCCACCAUAUUUCCUUGACUGUAAAGUUUGUUUAUCAUUUUUAUUAAACAAUGGAAAAUUUCACACUUUUUUUUCAUAAGCUUUUUUGAAAAUAGGUUGUUUUCAGAAGUAAUUAUGUACCUAUGCUCCAUUCCCUUUUAGCGGUCACACUAAACUUUUCGUUCUACUGACUUCCAUUUGUACAUAUGUGAAUGUGGAAGAGCAGAAACGCAAGCUCAUAUGAAGAAGUUUCGCAUUUCUUUGUGUUCCAAAGUUUAAGUUUGGCUAAUUCUGACCUGCGAAUUUGUAUCGCAUGAAAACGUGUGACCAACAGAAUAUUGAUACGUCACGGCAUGACGGUGAAAGCAUAAAUGUAAAACUACAUAAAAGUGGAGAAGAUUGUAUGUUUUUACUUUUUGGAUUUAUUGUUAUGUGUUGAAUUUAAGUUUUUAAAAGACGCUGCAGAGCCUGACAGCAUAUCAUGACAGUUGCAAUGUCUGAAGAAAUUUUGUGUGCUCAAAGUUUAAUGUGACCGGGGCUUAGCUUCAUAUUCAUACUGAAAGCUUUUGAGGGUCAAAGGGUGAAGCGCUCAAAAAUAACUAAU